AUGAACAACAACCUCAAUGCUCAAAUCCUUUGGCUAAAGAGACAAAAAGCCUAUGAGCCUAACUCAGGGUUUUUAAAAAGAGUACUUACUGAGAAAGUAGCCGAUAAGCGGCCUAGGAUCGAAGAACGCGUUAUGAGCCCGCGGUCAAGCAGCGCUUUAAAUUUGGAGCAAGGACGUAGACCGGUUUAUGAAAACGCUGAAAGCACGCUGGCGUGUAGCGUAGAAGUUGACCAAUCACAAAAUGCUAAAUCUAAACCUCACUCGACGCAAAGGCAAGGGCUCUCAAUGUCGAAUCCCGAUCCUCAAAUUCGUUCAUCAGCUUAUUCUCAGUCAUCUGAAAGAACCGUUUCGAUGCCUGCAACAUCAUACGUGGAGUCGGGGAGUCUAAGCUCUAACAACUUGGUUAAUGUUUCGCGUAAGCGGAUAUCUGAGAUUCCAUUAAAACCGACCCGUAGCGAAAGCCAACCGCAACCAAACUUAAUACAGACACAAGCUAAGCUCAUAGAGCUACUGCGACAGCAGUCAAAAUUACUGAUGCAGAAGUGUAGCAUCAUUGAAUCAACAUCUCUAUCCGAAGAUGCAAAACGUCAGAGGUUGGCUUCAGAAGUAAACCCUACUUUGAAGAGGCUACAACAAGAGUUACAAGCACAGGAACACCUGGUAGAUAAAUAUACCCAAUCUCAGUCGGUAACGACUCAUACAGCUGAUAAAGAUUACAUGGCGCCACUGCUAUCUCGCGCCGCGGCGCCCACGCAGAAAGAAGAUAGCAACCACCAAUUGGCCAAUGAGCCUACAUCAAGUUGGAAAUCUGCUCCCCCUGACUUAGUAACUGUUCUUGAUGAGGAAGAUGAGGAUGAAGAGGACGAAGAGCCGGUUGUCAUAUCACAGAAAGUAAUUGAGAAGCGGUCAACUCACAAUUUGGACGGCGAAACCAAUAAUCAGAGAAAACUACGAAGGCAGAAGAAUAUCAAUUAUAAAAUUCCCAGUCUAGAGGACAGUUUCAAUUACAAAAUGGGGCGUGGAGAUUCUCAAAUUGAAGAAAACGAUACCACAAUGGAAGCUGAACCAGAAGAUUCCAAUUUCCUCACUACAGAGGAUGAAAUGCGCGACGAAGUUCACAGCAGCGAUAGGGAUUUCGUCGAAGAUGGGUUGCAGAACUUCUUAGGGGAUAUAGAGGAUGCUGAGUACAAUAGUGUAGAUGGCGAUCAUUCAAAUACCGAAAAUGGCGCCGAUUGUACACCCCAACCUCCAUCUUGUGUUAAUAUAUCGACUCCUCAUAUUGAAGUAAUUGGGUCUUCACCUUUAAACUCCAACCGCAAGGCUGAUGGCCAACAUUCAACACAUCGAACGCCGGAGCUUGAUUUAGUUGAAAAAGAAAAGUACAAUGAUGAUUUUGAAUACGACUCUAUUAUUGACAGCAUACAACAUACCGCAAUCAGUAAUAACGAUGUGCUAAGAGAUCCUAUAGUAGAGUCAUUAGAUUUGAGUGUACCUCAAAGAAGCCAAGCUGCGCUUGAAGAGCUUGAUGAUAUCUUCACAAACAGUGAUCUUGAUGAUUUCGAAGAUUUUGAUGCUGAGAGAGAAUAUCAGACCCAAAAAGCGGAUUUGAAAGAUCUAGAUGACGAUCUGAAAAUCAUAUCCGAACAAAAACUGGAUCAAGCGAGUUUUCCAGUAUUGCAUGUCAAGAAGGAAGUGAUAAAUGUGGACUCUCUAUUCGACGAAGAGCAAGAUAGUGCAUUUGAUGAUGAAGAUGAUUUUUCGUUAAGUGAAAUUCGGGGCUCGAAAAGGAAGUCGGGUAAGGAGGUCAAUUCUACCGAGAUCAAUUCUACCAAUGCUUCAUUGCCAACCUAUUUAUGGACUAAUGAAGUCAAUUAUCGCCUUCGCAAUGUCUUCAGAUUGCCAGGAUUUCGACCAAAUCAGUUGGACGCUAUAAAUGCUACAUUGGAAGGAAAAGAUGUGUUUGUGCUCAUGCCUACAGGAGGUGGUAAAUCACUAUGCUAUCAAUUGCCUGCCAUUGUUAGAUCUGGUAAGACGUGUGGGACCACGGUUGUGAUUUCACCUCUCAUUUCCUUAAUGCAAGAUCAAGUUGAACAUUUGCUAGCAAAAAAUAUUAAGGCGUGUAUGUUUAGUUCCAAAGGUACUGCGGAACAAAGGCGGCAGGUUUUCAACUUGUUUAUCAACGGUUUACUGGAUUUGAUUUACAUAUCACCCGAAAUGAUAAGUGCUUCAGAGCAGUGUAAAAAAGCAAUAAACAAACUUUACAGAGAUCAGAAAUUGGCAAGAAUUGUAGUUGAUGAGGCUCACUGUGUCUCUAACUGGGGUCAUGAUUUUAGACCAGAUUACAAGGAGCUGAAGUAUUUUAAAAAUGAGUACCCUGAUAUUCCUGUCAUGGCGCUAACAGCAACAGCAAGUGAACAGGUGAGAAUGGAUAUUGUUCAUAAUCUUCAGCUAUCAAAUCCAGUUUUGUUAAAACAGAGUUUCAACAGGACUAAUUUAUUUUAUCAAGUUGUCAAAAAGGGCAAAAACGCUGUAUUCGAAAUAAGCGAUGCUAUCAAAUCCCGAUUCCAUAAUCAAACUGGUAUCAUAUAUUGCCACUCUAAAAAUUCAUGUGAACAAACUGCCUCUUUGCUGCAACGGAAUGGUAUUAACUGCGCAUACUAUCACGCGGGGAUGGAAUCUGACGAAAGGAUGCAGGUCCAACAAGCCUGGCAGUCGGACAACAUCAAGGUUAUUUGUGCGACAGUCGCCUUUGGUAUGGGGAUUGACAAGCCUGAUGUUAGAUUUGUCUAUCACCUCACUGUUCCCCGAACUUUGGAAGGCUAUUAUCAGGAAACAGGUCGUGCAGGUAGAGAUGGAAACUUUUCUUAUUGCAUCAUGUAUUAUUCUUUUCGUGACGUCAGAACAAUACAAACAAUGAUACAGAAGGAUACGAAUUUAGAUCGAGAGAACAAAGAAAAGCAUUUAACAAAACUACAGCAGGUGAUGCAGUAUUGUGAAAAUACGACCGAUUGUAGGCGGCAGCUGGUCUUGUCAUAUUUCAAUGAAAAAUUUGCUAGUGAGCUUUGUCAGAAUAACUGUGAUAACUGUAAAGAGAGUCGAAACACUAUCACAGAAGAAAGAGACAUGACUACGGAAGCCUUGCAAAUUGUUAAUCUAGUUAAAUCUGUUCAAGAUGAAAAGGUAACGCUAAUACAUUGUCAGGACAUAUACAAAGGAUCAAGAAAUUCAAAAAUCGUACAAUUGGGGCAUGAUAGGCUUCAAUUUCAUGGUCAAGGUAAGAAUAUGAAUAAAUCUGAUAUUGAACGUAUAUUCUUUCAUCUCGUAACCACCCAGGUCUUGCAGGAAUAUUCUGUGAUGAACGGGCGCGGCUUUGCCUCCAACUACGUCAAGGUUGGCCCUAAAGCAAGACAACUUCUGAAUAACAACGCAAAAAUUCGUAUGCAAUUUGUUGUUAGUAAUGGUAUGGCGUCGAGAAGUUCACCAGCGCCUUCCAACUUCGAAAAUCGCCCGACGUCUGCUGAGGCAAGCCGAAUCAUUAACGGGGCAAACAAUAAUUCUGUUCCUUUUAAAAGUGCAAAGACACAUUUACGUGAUUUUGUUUACCAGGGAUAUAACACUACGUCAAGUGACACUCGUCAAAGAACAGAGACGAGGCCAAUUAUUCUUGAGGACAACACCAAUAUGCUUUCGACUUUGGAGCAAGCAGAAAUUACAUAUUCUUACCACAAGCUGAAAGAUAGGGCUAGUGAAAUUGCAAGAGAACUCAAGUUUAACAGUUUUCUGACUGUUAUACCUGACUGUGCUUUAAGAAAAGCAGCCGUCGUUUUGCCAUCAUCGGUGAAUGAAUUUGCAGCCCUACCGGGUUUAAAUGUGAACCAAACAAAAUAUUACAAAUAUUUCAAGAAUAUCAUGAUAGAACUGAACCAGAGAAGGAGGAAUAAAAGUAAACGAGGUAGUUCAAGUCAGACUGGUUCAGUAUCACCAUGGUUCCAAAAUGAUGAGUUUCAAGAGGAUGAUGGAAUGAGGCAGCAAACAGAGGCAAUUUUAAAUCAAAUAAGAGAAACACAAGUUGCAUUAUCACAGCCUGGGAGGUUAUUGAAACAAACGGAGAGCAACGUAAGCAAGAGAGGAAAUUCUACAAAAGGUAAAAGAACAAGAAGGAAGUGGUUUGCAAGAAAUCAUCGCAAAGCAUAA
Messenger RNA from Lachancea fermentati, 4194 nucleotides. NCBI's taxonomy places the organism in Eukaryota, Fungi, Ascomycota, Saccharomycetes, Saccharomycetales, Saccharomycetaceae. The record is from the annotation of a GenBank genome assembly.